CUCUAAGCUGUUUUUUCUCUCUCUCACGUGCUGCUCUCAGUCAGCAGGUGAACGGAGGAGGAGGAGGUUCAGCUGGAGUCUGGCCUCAUAUAAACACUUUCUGAUGAUAACACUGAAGGAUUACACGAAACUCCCGCUGCAGAGAACACAGCAGCUCUGAUGGAGACAAACGAGGUCCAGACUCAGACCCACGACCUGGUCCUUCACAGAGGGUUCGGGCUCAUCAGCGGGAUUCACGACCCGGAGGAUGUGGAGCAAAUCUACGACCUGGAGGUCCGGGACUCGGACGUGUUCGUCAUCACGUAUCCAAAGUCAGGGACCAUCUGGAUGCAGCAGAUCCUGCUGCUCAUCGAAGCCAAAGGAGACCUGACGGCCAUCUCUCAGGAGGGGAAUAACUCGGACCUGGUGCCCUGGAUCGAGCUGAAGGGCAACAGAGAGGACUUCAUCGCGGCCCCCUCGCCCCGCCUCAGGGUCUCACACCUGCAGUACAAGUUCAUGCCUGCAGCUCUGAGCAGGAGGAAGGGAAAGGUGAUCUACGUGGCGAGAAAUCCCAAAGACGUCCUCGUGUCUUACUUCCACUUUCACAAUUUUGCAAACAUGUUGGAAACCCCGAAAGAUUUUGAUGAUUUCUUUGAGAAAUUUAUGACGGCCCGAGUGUUUGGAGGCAGCUGGUUCGAGCAUGUUAAGACGUGGUACUCUCACAGCGACGACAUGAACAUGCUGUUCAUCACUUAUGAACAAAUGAUCCAAGACCUGCCGUCGGUGGUGAAGAGGAUCUCCGGCCUCCUGGGUAAAGCUCUGACGGAGGAGCAGCUGGCCGACGUGGUGAAGCACAGCACCUUCAAAAACAUGAAGAAGAUCCCUCAGGCGUCCUACGAGCAGGUUUCAGACGACCUGCUCAACCACAGCCAGGGACGCUUCAUGAGGAAAGGCACCAUCGGGGACUGGAAGAAUCACUUCACCGUGGCUCAGAGCGAGAGGUUUGACGAGGCCUUCCACAGAGAGAUGCAGGACUUCCCUCUGUCGUUUAUCUGGGACCUCCGGGACAGAAAGUGAUCACACUUCAUCAGGACAAAAACCAGAGAAGAAGAAGAAGAAGAGUCACAGCUGCAGCUACAUGAACGAUACUGAAGAAAACUUUAUUUAUAUGAGCUUGUUUUCCCUCCUGCUAUAACGCUGUCCAUGUGCAUGUUAGCCUUCAGGGGCUAACCUUUCCAUGCUGAAACAGGUUGGGGCUGAAAAGGUGCAGAAUUUAGAUUUUAAUUCUCUCAAAGUGAUUUAAUUGAUUUCAAGCACUCUCUGUAAAUAUGUUAUUUUCUCACACUGACUUUGACGUUACGGUUACAUUACACUGACCUGGCUGUUUGAAUUAAACUUUUUUUCACUGAG
This is a messenger RNA of Labrus mixtus (cuckoo wrasse), 1389 nucleotides long. Its product is annotated as amine sulfotransferase-like. Gene Ontology annotation, cellular component: cytoplasm. NCBI's taxonomy places the organism in Eukaryota, Metazoa, Chordata, Actinopteri, Labriformes, Labridae. The record is from RefSeq and is a predicted model, not a curated record. Bases 160 to 1056 code for a protein of 298 amino acids. The transcript has 7 exons. Gene Ontology annotation, molecular function: sulfotransferase activity. Gene Ontology annotation, biological process: sulfation.